GUUAGUUAGUGAUAGUUAGAUCAAUUUCCUCUUGUAUAGAAACACAUGUAUGAUUCUGAUUUAGAUUAAUGACAAUCUAAAAUUAAUUUCUCUCAUUCCUCGCCCCCUACAAAAUAUUCAAACUCCCAUUGAUCAAUUCAUGUGUGGUUCUUGCACCAUUGAUCUUUUAUUUUUGGUAAUUUCCUUCUUGAUUCUCUUCUUCCCAUUUGAAACUAGCUGGUGAUUAUCAUGGGAAUAGCCUGAUUCUCUUCUUUGAUAUGCUUACUCAUACCAAUCACGUACGUUCUCCUUGAACGUUGCCUUCCUUCUCUUCCCCUACGGUGGCUUCUCUUUAUCAUUUUCUCAAAAGAAUUUGGGUUCAUCAUGGACAGAAAGAGAAGAACCGAAGGACCUAGUGGUGGUGAAAGCUAUGAGGAGGUGAAAAGCCCUUCUAAGAAGAGUGCUUCUACUUCAUCAACAAUUGAAAUUCCCCUCCGCCCGGGAAAGGGUACCCUUGGCACUAAGUGCAUUGUGAAGGCUAACCAUUUCUUCUUGGACCUUCCUAACAAAGAACUAUAUCAUUAUGAUGUCACUAUUACUCCAGAAGUGACUUCUAAUGAUGUGAACCGUGCUAUCAUGAAGCAGCUGGUGAGGCAGUACCGUGACUCUCUGGGAAACAGACUUCCUGCCUAUGAUGGCAGGAAGAGCCUCUAUACAGCAGGGUCAUUGCCGUUCACAUUAGAAGAGUUUCAAAUCAACCUUGUAGAGGAUGAUGAUGAUGGCGCACCGAGGAGGAGGAGGAGGGAUAAUGAGUUCAAAGUGGUGAUAAAAUUCGCUGCUCAAGCAGAUCUUCACCACUUGGGACUCUUUUUGGAAGGAAGGCAAACUGACGCUCCUCAAGAAGCUCUCCAAGUUCUUGACAUUGUUCUGCGUGAACUCCCUACUAACAAGUAUUGUCCAGUGGGGAGAUCAUUUUUUUCACCUGAUAUUGGUAGAACUCAGUCCUUAGGUGACGGAUUGGAAAGUUGGCGUGGUUUCUAUCAAAGCAUUCGUCCCACUCAAAUGGGACUGUCACUCAACAUUGACAUAUCAUCAACCGCAUUUAUUGAGGCUUUGCCAGUCAAAGAUUUUGUGACUAAAUUGCUCAACUGGGAUGUCUUACGCUCUCGUAGUCCAUUGUCUAAUGGUGACCGCGGCAAGAUAAAAAAAGCACUUUGUGGUCUCAAAGUGGAAGUAACACAUCGUGGAAACAUGAGAAGGAAAUAUCGUGUCUGUGGUCUGACCUCACAGGCUACUGGAGAUUUGACAUUCCAUGUGGAUGAGAGGGGAACACUCAAGUCUGUUGUUGACUAUUUCUAUAAGUCAUAUGGCUAUGAAAUUCAACAUCCUCACUUGCCUUGUUUGCAAGUGGGCAACACACAGAAGCCUAACUAUUUACCAAUGGAGGUUUGCAAGAUAGUACAUGGCCAACGGCACACAAAACGCCUUAAUGAGAAGCAAAUUACUAAUUUGCUAAAAUCCACUUGCCAACGUCCUAGACAAAGGGAGAACGAUAUAGUGCAGACCCUUAAUAGGAAUGCCUAUCAUGAAGAUCCUUAUGCUAAAGAGUUUGGAAUCAAAAUCAGUGACAAGCUUGCUCAAGUUGAAGCUCGGGUCCUUCCUCCACCUUGGCUCAAAUAUCAUGAUACUGGUAAUGAAAAGGAAUGUCUUCCUCGAGAAGGCAAAUGGAAUAUGAGGAACAAGAAAUUGGCCGAGGGUGGGGCAGUCAACAACUGGUUCUGCAUAAACUUUGCAAGGAACAUUCAGGAUAGAUUUGCCCAAAGCUUUUGCUAUGAACUCGCCCAAAUGUGUAGGACUUCAGGCAUGACAUUUAAUCGUGAGCCGGUGGUUCCUACACGGAGUGCUCCACCCGAUCAAGUUGGCAAGGUUCUGAGAGCCCAAUAUCAAGAUGCUAAAAACAUAAUUCGGGGAAGGGAUGUUGAUUUGCUCAUUGUUAUUUUACCGGAUAACAAUGGCUCUCUUUAUGGGGAUCUCAAACGCAUAUGUGAGACCGAUCUUGGGCUUGUUUCACAAUGUUGUUUGAGUAAGAAUGUUCUCAAGAGGAAUCGACAACAAUACUUGGCAAACGUAGCAUUGAAGAUUAAUGUGAAGGUCGGGGGAAGAAACACUGUCAUUGUUGAUGCUCUUUCAAAAAGAAUUCCUUUUGUCAGUGACAAGGUUACAAUUGUUUUUGGGGCGGAUGUCACUCAUCCGCACCCUGGAGAGGAAUCAAGUCCAUCCAUAGCAGCUGUUGUUGCUUCUCAAGAUUGGCCUGAAAUCACCAAGUAUGCUGGUUUGGUUUGUGCCCAAACACAUAGAGAGGAGAUCAUUCAAGAUCUUUUCAAACAAUGGCAUGAUCCAGUCAAAGGAACAUCAACCGGUGGAAUGAUCAAGGAACUUCUUAUAUCUUUCUUUAGGGCUACAAAUCAACGAAAGCCCGAACGCAUCAUAUUUUACAGGGAUGGUGUAAGUGAAGGACAGCAUCAUCAAGUUUUAUUGUUUGAGCUUGAUGCUAUCCGAAAGGCUUGUGCAUCGCUUGAGCCCGAAUAUCAGCCUCAUGUAACUUUUGUUGUGGUUAAGAAGCGCCAUCACACUAGGCUCUUUGCUAGGGACCAUGAUGACAAGAGUUCUGUUGAUGCGAGUGGCAAUAUUUUGCCCGGUACCGUUGUGGACUCCAAAAUCUGCCAUCCGACGGAGUUCGAUUUCUAUCUUUGUAGCCAUUCUGGCAUCCAGGGAACAAGUCGUCCUGCUUAUUACCACGUCCUAUGGGAUGAAAACAAUUUCACUGCUGAUGCAUUGCAAAGCUUUACCUACAACCUGUGCUAUACCUAUGCAAGGUGCACGCGAUCAGUAUCUAUUGUGCCGCCAGCGUACUAUGCACAUUUGGCAGCAUACCGAGCAAGGUUCUAUAUGGAACCUGAAGCUUUGGACAGUGGGACCAUGACCGGUGAUGUUGCUCGUCGUCGCAGAAUGGAUGGACCAAGUACAAGUACUCCUCCACCUGUUGUUGUGAGGUCAUUACCUGCAGUGAAGGAGAAUGUUAAGAAAGUGAUGUUUUACUGUUAGGAUAGGAUAACAUUGUGUUUCAAAGUACUGAAUGCUAUAAGUUGGUGUGGUAAAUAACACCCAAUGAUAGUUUCAAGAUUUUUCAAGUUGGCUUCUUAUUUUGUGGGUAAGGAGGAACAUAUAAGUUACAAUUGAAGUUACAUUUGAGCACUUGAACUCCCACCACAGUGGUAGCAACUCCUUUAAUUUCUUAUUAUAAUAAUGACAACUUG
Lotus japonicus is the source of this 3296-nucleotide messenger RNA. Its product is annotated as protein argonaute 1-like. The transcript has 21 exons. Gene Ontology annotation, biological process: regulatory ncRNA-mediated post-transcriptional gene silencing. Lineage: Eukaryota; Viridiplantae; Streptophyta; Magnoliopsida; Fabales; Fabaceae. The coding region runs from base 364 to 3084 and encodes 906 amino acids. The record is from RefSeq and is a predicted model, not a curated record. Gene Ontology annotation, molecular function: protein binding; RNA binding. Gene Ontology annotation, cellular component: cytoplasm.